This is a messenger RNA of Penicillium chermesinum, 882 nucleotides long. RefSeq lists its product as uncharacterized. Lineage: Eukaryota; Fungi; Ascomycota; Eurotiomycetes; Eurotiales; Aspergillaceae. The coding region runs from base 1 to 882 and encodes 293 amino acids. The record is from RefSeq and is a predicted model, not a curated record. The transcript has a single exon.
AUGACGGACCGUCCUCGGGAUUUUCUAGAUGGCAUCUCUGGCGCGCUUGCAUCGGAGGACGAUAUCAUCCAGCUGAUGCUAGUCACUUUCAUCGGGCUUUCCUGUUACAAUGUGGCGGAAUUGGUGGUUCUCGUCCCAUCCACAUUCCGGAGGUGGCAUGGUCUAUACUUUUGGGCCCUUCUCGUUACGGGCUGCAUUGGGGUUGUACCAUAUUCGAUUGGAUUUAUGAUGAAGUUUUUUACGCGUGCAGACUCGGUGCUGUCUGUCACAGCCUUGUCAAUCGGAUGGUGGACCAUGGUGACUGGGCAAUCGGUGGUGUUAUAUCUUCGCUUGCACCUGGUGUUGCGAGAUGAGGGCGUUCUGCGGCGGGUGUUGUGGCUCAUCGUAGCUAAUGUCUUCCUGCUACACGUCCCCACCACAAUACUGACAUACGGAGCGAACAUCGUGCAUUCUGGAGACAAGGCCUGGGUCUGGGGGUAUAACGCCAUGGAGAAAAUCCAACUGACGGGUUUCACCAUCCAAGAGACUCUGAUUUCCACGCUGUAUGUCGUCCACACCGUCAAAUUAUUGCGACUCGGCGCCGUUGUCACCACCCGCCCCGACGCUCGUACCAUCAAGUACCAACUGAUCGGGAUCAACUGCGCCUUCAUCGCGAUGGACCUGAUGCUGCUCAGCUUGGAGUAUGCGGACUUCUAUGCAGUUCAGAUUACUCUGAAGGGUUUCGUAUACUCGCUCAAGCUGAAGCUGGAGUUUGUCGUGCUAGGUCGGCUGGUGGAAAUCAUCCAGGGCUCACGAGACCUGAUAUCAGUCGCCAUGGCGGAUACCCUACCCCUUUGCUCGGUUACUCGGCAGCCCGCGACGCGUGAAUGCAGCGAGGAGUAA